Molecule: messenger RNA, 759 nt
Organism: Pistacia vera
Lineage: Eukaryota; Viridiplantae; Streptophyta; Magnoliopsida; Sapindales; Anacardiaceae
Product: EEF1A lysine methyltransferase 4-like
Exons: 8
Coding region: 1-759 (252 amino acids)
Molecular function (GO): S-adenosylmethionine-dependent methyltransferase activity
Source: RefSeq, a predicted model, not a curated record
AUGUACCGAGACGUCUCCAGCUGCAACACCUACAACUACGGUGACGCGCUCUACUGGGACGCGCGCUACGUGCAGGAGACCGGUUCCUUCGACUGGUACCAGCGUUACUCUGCUCUCCGUCCUUUUGUUCGCAAGUACAUCCCUACCUCUUCGCGUAUUCUCAUGGUCGGCUGUGGCAAUGCCCUUAUGUCUGAGGACAUGGUCAAGGAUGGGUAUGAAGACAUAAUGAAUAUUGAUAUUUCUGCAGUGGCCAUUGAGAUGAUGAAGAGAAAAUAUGAGUAUAUCCCUCAGCUAAAAUACAUGCAAUUGGAUGUUAGAGAUAUGAGUUUCUUUCCGGACGAUUCUUUUGAUAGUGUCGUUGAUAAAGGAACUCUUGAUUCUUUGAUGUGUGGCUCCGAUGCUCCUAUUAGUGCGGCUCAAAUGCUGGGUGAAGUGAGCAGGCUUCUUAAACCUGGAGGGAUCUAUAUGUUGAUAACUUAUGGUGAUCCUAAAGUAAGGAUGAUUCAUUUGAACCGCUCGGUAUACAAUUGGAAAAUUUUAUUGUACAUAAUACCUAGACCGGGGUUUGAAAGACUUGAAAGUGGUAGUUCUUCAAUGAAAUCAUAUUUGGAGCCUAUUCCGACCAAUGAGAAUGGCCACCUUCCAGCAGACUUCGUAAUGGACGAUCCCGAUUCUCACUUCAUAUAUGUGUGUAAAAAGAUGGAUGAAAUGGAUCUGAGUAAUAAACCCACCCAUCCAAUGGAAGCCGAUAUUCUAUAG